This is a messenger RNA of Mugil cephalus (flathead mullet), 5311 nucleotides long. RefSeq lists its product as uncharacterized. Bases 3213 to 4019 code for a protein of 268 amino acids. The record is from RefSeq and is a predicted model, not a curated record. The transcript is spliced from 5 exons. Lineage: Eukaryota; Metazoa; Chordata; Actinopteri; Mugiliformes; Mugilidae.
CUUGCUGCAGUAUAGGUCAGAUGGGAAUUGGGGCCAAACUAAAACAUUUCAGGUAGUUAAUAUAAUGUUUAUGCAUUUUCAGGUGACCGUUUUUUGCACAAGUUUAAUUUUAGUUGUCAUUGAUAUCACAGGUCUGCAUGGCUCCACUCUUGGACUGUACCAAUCAGACUUUGGCUCCAGUUGCAAGUUGCAAGAUGCCGUAUCCCCGGAAAAGAGGCAUGCAAAUAGCAUCAGUUUGUCUUAUGCAAGGAAGUGGGAAUGCACCGUCCAUAUUUAUAUACAGCCUAUGGCUGUGUCGAGGUGUUUCUCAAUUAACUUCAAGAAGCUUUUAAAAUAAAAAAAAUCAAAUGUGUAUUUAAAAAAUUAACCGCUAAAGUUUAAGAAUCGCUGUGUAAAUAUGCCACAAUGUGAGGUCAUGUUUAUUCUUAAAUGUGUAACUUUUUUUCUUUUACGAUAAAUGGGGGACUUUUAUAGACAGGCUAUUUGAGAAUAUAGAAUAUAACCUUGGACCUUGGCUCUUUCCAUUUUAUAUGAUAGCAUUUUGCUUUUUUCAAAAAAACAAAAAAAAAAACAAUCAAUCAAUCAAUUCUUCAAUCUGAACCAAGUGGAAAAAUGUAUUUCACAAAGGUUUAAAUGCAUAUUUCAAUUUGUUUGUGUUACCACUGACAUUUUCAGGAGAAAGAAACCAGCUGGCAUUGUUAGACUUUAUUCAUCCACAAGGAAAAUUGCUUGGUCACAGUUGCUCAGUUGCACAUUAAAAAAAGGGACCUCAACUGAAAACUUAAACUAAAUAAAAAUGAAAAUAGAAGUAAAAAUAAAAUUUAAGUAAAAUAUAGUAUAGUAUAAGCAAAUAUUUAUAAAAUUUGCAUAUGAAUAUUUCUGUUGCAGAAUAUUUGCAUAUUUUCAAAGAUUAACAAGUGUUAUCUAGUUUAUAUGUUCCACUGCAACCAGUGUCGGAUGUGCGGCAUUUAUACAUCUUAAAACUGCAUAUUGAAAUAUAAAAAGCAAUAAAAAUCUAUUAUUAUUAUCCUUGUUUUCCAGUUCAGUCAUGCACUGAAAUUUUCUUCCCACAAGAAUGGGAUAUACUGGGAGGGGACAAAAAGGGAGUCCUGUGUCUGUAUCAGCCACUUUGCUGCCACCUCCAGGUAGAUUUAUGCUUCUGCAACAAACGUCGGUUAGGCUGUUCAUGCCAGAGUCUGACACCGGGGUGUGAAAUGACUCUUUGCUGUGUCAGACGUUCACGGUACAGAGCUCAUGACUUCGCAGCAGCCGUCAGGAAAGGAGGCAAAGUGAGAUAAAGUGACUUCUGUAACUGUGGUUUGAUAGCACAUCACAUAAUGCAACAUCAUAGCCUGUGGCCUGUUAUAAAGAAUCAUGAGAGUAAAGGAAUAGACCAUCAGUUUAGGCCACUACUGGACACUGAUACGAAACCUGGACCACCUUGGUGAAAAGGUCCAGUUAGCCAGACCCAGACAUCUGAAAAUGUCUAUCUAUGUAUUUAUCCAUUCAGAUUUUUCAUUUAGAACGAAGGCUCAUUUAAAAUAUGCAAAUGGAAAAAGGCUGCUUCCACUUCACGUCUCCUGAAAAAAGAAGAAAAAAAAACGCUCACUUCAUAUCAUGUUUCUGGAAUAUGUGACUUGCCACUGCAUAUCGUAUUUAAACAAAAUCUCAGUGUAAACUUUUAUUAAUGUGGGCUAAUGUACUAUGUUGUACUUCUAUUCACAGGGCUCAUGGAAAUCUAUAUUCCACCGGGUUUAGGGUCUUAUGGUUUUCUUCUUCAACCAAACUCCAAAAUCUUUCAUAAUGUUUAAAAUCAGCCCCCUGAUGAACCCCCUUCUAGCGGCUGCCUUGAGUGGCUAUAGAGGGCUUCCCGGGGACUGGUGACUAAGGGUGGGCGGGAAUUUUGGUAUCGACACGAUACCAAUUAAAUAGCGCGUUAGGAUCGCCGAUACCACCGUUGAAUAACUUCACAACUUUGCCUUUAGUUAGUCGAUUAUGAUUAUGAUGAAAUAUAGGAUAUUUUAGUCAAAUAAGCCUGUUUCCAUUAACUAAUUGCAAUAGAAAACUAUGUAACAGUAUAAAAACAGUAACUUAACAGUAACUUAAUGGACGUAUAGAAGAGAAACCGUAACAAAAGUAUCGACACAUCGCGCUGUUAUCGAUCCGAUACUAUCAGGGUGUCGAUACUACGCGAUAUUUACAUCGAUACGGCCAGCCCUACCGUGGAAACCCUCAAACACUGCAACGACGACAUGCUGAGAGUCUCCCUGAUGGGGCCCCUCUCUUGCACUGGCAAAACGAAGUGAACCUACCUCUCAGGACACGCAAAAAAAAAAAAAAGAGGAUGAUGAGGUGGUAAGUAUGAAUGUGAAGUAGUUGUUGCCUCAGUGGAUCAGCUUGAAGCGAAUAAACUCUUGACACGUACCUGUUUGAAUUUGUUUGAACAGAAGAGGUGCGUUAUGAAAUGAUGACAUCAGUUUUGUUGCCAGUAGUUGUUUUACUAUUUUUAUUGAGAAGAGGAAGGUAUUAUAUUUGUCCAUGAAUUUGCGAGUAUAAAUGCUACAUUCAACUACUAAUUAUUUCAUAGAGAUCUCAAAUGUUGAUGAGAUUAUUAAAGCAAACACCAGGUAUAAUUGAAUUUUUUUUUUGCUCACCAACCACAACAAUCCUAUUCAUAAAUAUGAGAGAGAGUGAUAGAAAAGUUUAGUUUGAAUUUCUCUGGUCUGGAUCUUGCAGCUGCAGGUUUCAGCACAUAUCAACAUACUAUGCAUCAUGACAUUUUUUUUUUAGACCUGCCUUUUCACACGCAUGUAGGUCCUCAAGCGAACCUUGUACUGCUGACACAUACAGUCUUCACUUUAACCACAUUUCAUACAUAUGCAAAACUCAGAAAAAGAGAACUAAGGGGGACACACCAAACAAAUACGUUCAUAUAUAAAAUGAACAUUUGAAAUUAAGCAUUCUGCAAAAAAAAUAUGAGACUGCAUACUCUAAGGUUUUACAUUCAAACUGUUUCUGACGAUCUAGGUUGCUUCUAACGGUGCACCAUCACUUGCUGCUGCAACUUUUAGCCCGCUGCACCAGAAAAAGAAAGGGGGAAGUAUUUAAGAGAGGCGGCGUGUGAAGUCCUUCGAGGCACGCGACAGCGUUGAGUUCAGUUGUCAGCCGCCCAUCACUCGUACCACACGGGACGUUUUGGUUCCUCGCGGGCCAUGGGGAGCACGCAGACGCAGAGAACCUGGUUGUUCUGUCUGGCUGUCGCCUUUUCUUCAGUCUCAUCUUCAGCUGGAGAGCCGCAGCAGACGCCUAAAAUCUCCCUGACAUCUGGAGGACGGGUCUGGAGUUCUGGAGAUGAUGCAGUGAUCUCCAAGGGUUACAGCUUUGUCUUCACCUGCUACAUUAACUCCAGCUAUACUUCAGGCAAUUUCUCGCUCAUCUCUGGAAACACCACCUACUCCGAGCCAACCUUCAUAAACUCAGCCACAUUCAAUUUCCCUGAAGCUAACUAUACUCACCAGGGAAGCUACCGCUGUGUGUACAAUUUAACUGAAACUCCUUCGAUUAGCGUCACUGUGAAUGAUCCUACGUUUUUGUUGCUGCUGGUCUCCUCGGUGUCUGUUGGGUCCCUGCUGAUGAUCCUCCUGCUGGUCUGGUUGGUGAUCUGUUUGGUCCGGAGGAGAAAAGCCGAGCAGCCUGGAUCCGUUGUCCUAACUCAGAUAACGGACAGGUACGAAGAAGACGAUGCCGAUGAUGAUGAUGAGGCGGACUAUGUGAACGUUGACCAGGGGGACACUCACAGCAAACAGACCAGCUGUGAAGACACUGACGAUGAUUACAUCAACACCGGGGAAAUGUUGGCCACCGCGAUGGACGAGAGGGAGGAGGAGGAGGAGGAGGAGGAGGGGGACAAAGGAGACGCCAGUGAUGAUGAAAAUGACUAUGUGAAUGUACCGAAGCCACUUCAGGAACAAACUGUGGACAUCUACGGAGGAGAGCAGGACAUUUAUCAAAACCUUUAGCACUCUACUUUUUAAAUAUCGAUUCUAUUCAUUUUAAACUCAAACACUCGUAUUAUCACUGUCGUUACAUUUCUAACAGCUGUCCGUUAACCCUGUGACAUGACUGCCUUUGCAUUUAACAUGCACGUUAACGAGUUUCCCACAACACCUCCCUGCAGAUGUUUCACAAUAAGAGGAUUAUAAAGAAGCAAAUGGCGCAAGGCCGCAGAAACAGCAGGGGCCUCAAAUUAUGAACGUUUGAUCGUGCUAAGUUUAUAUUAACUGCGUCAUGCAGUAACUUUAAACAAUGCAGCCUGAGAGCAGGAUCUCUCAAUAAAAUACAGUAACUUAAAUCAAAUUUUAUUUAUGUAGCACUUUUCAUCCAAAAAAAAGGAAAUGCAACACAAAGUGCUUCACAAAUAAAAACAGAACAUUACAAGAAACAAACCAAUUACACUAAUGAAAAAGAUAUAAUUAGAGAAAUAUCUGAGAAAAAAUUCCGAUACCUUCUGUAGUUUAGGCAGAUAAAGUUUUCUGUCACAUUUGAGUAAAAGAAUCCUAUUUUGUAAAAACGUCAUAUGAUCUUUUUUAAGGGAUUUUAUUUUGAAGGAUUUAAAGGAUUUUAUUUUCACAGACUCCUUGCAAUUACACCAUGGACCACAAGGGGUCCACUGAGCCCCAGAUGAGAAACACUGAUCUAAUGUGUUGCUUUCCCUGUGCAGUAUUUGCAUGGAUUUGCUGUCAAAUAAGGAAUUAUAUCUCCCUCCAGUGACACUUUAAUUAAGAAACAAAUUCUUUCUAAUCACACAGAAAGGCCUAAAAUUCUCAGUACACGUUGAGUUUUUUAUGUUCUCUUGUAAUAUUUUGUGUUAGACACAGUGAUGGAUUCAUGAAAACAGAACUCUGGAGUACAGUAUUGUAGCUUUAUGAUCCGAUCAGCUAUGAUGUUCUUUUUUGAACAGAAAUGUAUGACUGCGGGACUGAGUUACAAAACUAUUAGCAGUAUUUUGCACAACAUCCAGAGUUUUUACUUGAUGAUUUGAGAAGUUCUUCACUUCCUCACCUUUAAUUUUCCUGAGCAAUCUGCAAAACAUGAUAAGUAAGUGCGUCACUUGGUGGUUGAGCUGCUAUUUCAGUCAGUUUGUUUCUGUGAAUUCACAGCCCUCUUAACCUCCUGAACUUUACUGUAGUACUUGCACUCGCAUGUUUGCCUUGCGUGGUUGCAAUAUAUGCGUCAACUCUGCCCCCAAAUGGAUGUCACUUGGAUAAGACUGUGAGAAAAGAUAAAAUAAACUAGAAACUAGAGAACGUCA